Messenger RNA from Drosophila miranda, 1459 nucleotides. RefSeq lists its product as uncharacterized. Lineage: Eukaryota; Metazoa; Arthropoda; Insecta; Diptera; Drosophilidae. Gene Ontology annotation, molecular function: zinc ion binding; nucleic acid binding. The transcript has 2 exons. The coding region runs from base 150 to 1064 and encodes 304 amino acids. The record is from RefSeq and is a predicted model, not a curated record.
GCGGAAAACGUACAUGCGGAGGUCAACAGGAAGCACCCGCGAACCAGCAAGCACAUCCAACGCACUUGUUCGUGGACAACCGAACAUUGGAGGCCGAUCAGAGGACCCAAGCCGAUCAGAGACCCGUGGAGGAGUGGCUGUUCAACGGGAUGGGCGCAGGAGCAAACCCUAACAGGAAUCGACCGAGUUUCGGAGAGGCUAGGCAGGAGCAAGUGCAGAUACGAAGAUGGGGACUUAGCUUCGACGGCGAUCCAAAGGGGAUGCCCGUGGCGGAAUUCAUAUUCCGGGUGGAGCAUCUACAGACGUCGUAUCAGGUACCGUGGGCGGAGGUGUUGAAAGCCUUUCACACAUUGGUCAGUGGCCACGCAAGGGAUUGGUACUGGAUGCAUGUGCGGACGGUAGGAAUGCCGGACUGGCCGAAUCUGAGAUAUGGUCUCCAGCAGCAGUUUCAAGUUCGUCGGACAGAGUUCGAGCGAGAGCAAGAGCUCAGGGAACGCCGACAACGCCACGGGGAGUCGGCGGACCAGUACAUCCAGGAGAUGUUGGUGUUGAGGUCGAGAUUGCUGAAUCCGUUCUCGGAUUAUGAUCUAAUAAAGAUCAUAAAGAUCAAUAUUAGGGAUGCAAUUUCGAGGGUGAUUUAUCCAAUGCAGAUACCAAAUCUCCAGAAGCUGCGAGAAGAGUGUGCGGACGCCGAGAAACUGCUGGCGACGCGAGGGACAAGGAGCGGUCCAGACCAUGGGGGUAGUAGGCGCAGGGAAGAUCAAAAAGUACAUGAAUUGGAUGCGAACACUCACGACCCGGAGGAACAGACCGAGGCAUUGGAUGCUGUCCAUAGGACGAGGGAAUCCGGAGGCGACCGCACCCAGCUGAAGUGCUGGAAUUGCGCUCAGCCGGGUCACACCUAUUUUGAGUGUGAGUCGGCCGUACGUAACCUGUUCUGCUACAAGUGCGGGCUGGCCGGGGUCAUCCUCCCUAAAUGUCCUAAAUGUCGGCCGGGAAACGCGAAAAGGAGCACGACGCAAUUGGAGGAGUCGAGUUCCACGUCGCCGCGAAGCAGCCAAUAGAUAGGCCCUCCAACGUUAAAUUAGAUACCCCUAAGGAAAGAAGUAGCAAUAAGAAUAUUUACACUACCAUAUAUAAGGUUAACCAAGCGGUAUUACCCGAAGCUAGAUGGUCCGAACGCAAGCCGAUAAAGGAAAGACAGCGGCAGUACGAACAGGCCAGGAAUCGGAUAAUGGGGGACGAACUCGAUGAGAGUAUCCGAACGGGAGCAGUCAGAGCACAGCGGGCUCGGGACAGGUUUCAGGGGCGAAAGAGAAGGCGGCUCCAGGUGUGUGCUGCAGUCCACUCGGCAAUUCGUCAGGAUGACAGGCCAUUCGCACGAGUGAAGUUGGGCCCGAGGACGCUGAUGGGACUACUGGAUACAGGGGCAUCGGUGAGCCUUCUGGGGAAAGGUGGC